Messenger RNA from Enterobius vermicularis (human pinworm), 2718 nucleotides. NCBI's taxonomy places the organism in Eukaryota, Metazoa, Nematoda, Chromadorea, Rhabditida, Oxyuridae. The record is from the annotation of a GenBank genome assembly.
AUGGCGGAGCCAAGCACUCAGGUUUCAACAAGUCCAACAUCUUUUAAACGUGGAUACGUUAAGCAGGUACUAAGCGGAGAUGCUGUAGUCCUACAGGGUCCGCCAGCGAAUGGUCCUCCAAAAGAAAUGACUGUUUACUUGAGUCACGUAAUUGCACCAAGGCUGGGAAAGAGACCUACGGAAACUGAACCUGGGAAGGAGGAUGAGCCAUUUGCGUGGGAAGCUCGUGAGUGGCUUCGCAAGAAAGUUGUAGGUAAGACAGUGACUUUUGGUCUUGAUUUCACUGCUACUUCAGGGCGCGAGCAUGGGCGAGUUUAUCUCGGAGGAACAAACCCUGACAACGCAGAAAAUGUUACCGAAACGGGAGUGAAGGAAGGCUGGUUGGAAGUAAGACCAGGGCGCGUUCCAGAAGAGUAUACAACGAAACUUUUGGCUAUGCAAGAAGAAGCGAAAACAGCGAAACGAGGACGAUGGUCGGCUGAAGACGGAAAACAACAAGAACAUGUCAGGAAAGUAAAGUGGGUGAUUGAAAAUCCACGGAUUUUGGUAGAUCAUUAUAAGCAAAAGCCUGUUAAAGCAGUUAUUGAACAAGUGCGCGAUGCUUCGACACUUCGCGCUUUUCUACUGCCUGAAUUUCAUUACGUUACUCUCAUGCUCUCAGGAGUUAAGGCACCAGCGAUUCGGGCAGGUGGUGAUGGUCAUUCAGAAGACUAUGCUGAAGAAGCUAGAUAUUUCGUUGAGUGCAGACUUCUUCAGCGUGAUGUUGAAAUAAUAUUGGAAGGUGUUUCAAAUCAGAACUUUGUUGGAUCUGUGUUGCAUCCUAAGGGAAAUAUUGCUGAACUUCUUCUUCGUGAAGGAUUUGCUAAAUGUGUGGAUUGGUCUAUCGCUUUAGCCACGUGUGGACCAGAAAUCCUUCGAACAGCUGAAAGAGUUGCAAAAGAAAAACGGAUGCGUUUGUGGCGUUCAUACCAACCAUCCAACCAGCUUAGCGCGGAUAAAAAGAAUUUUACUGCUAAGGUUAUUGAAAUUGUAAUGGGCGACGCUCUAGUGAUCCAAAAGGAAAGUGGUGAAGAAAUGAAGAUCUGGUUAUCGUCAGUCAGGCCUCCCAGGGAAGACAACAAAGAAAAUGAAAAUAGGGUUGGGCGUCAGUUCAGGCCUUUGUACGACAUACCACACAUGUUUGAUGCCCGAGAAUUUCUCCGGAAAAGGUUAAUUGGGAAGAAAGUACAGAUUACAGUUGAUUACAUUCAACCAAAGUCGGAGCAGUUUCCUGAAAAAACAUGCUGUACGGUGGUUGCAGGUGGUCUGAACGUAGCUGAAGCUCUGGUCGCAAGGGGAUUGGCUAAAGUAGUGCGGUAUCGCAGCGAUGAUGAUAAUAGGUCUUCUCAGUAUGAUGCACUGUUAGCAGCAGAAGCUAAGGCUGAGAAGAGUAAGAAAGGUCUUUUUGCGGAUAAGGAAGAAAGCAAUAAAGCUACAAAGAAGGUUCAGGAGCUUCAAGGAGAUGCACAGAGAUCGAAGCAGUUCCUGCCAUUCUUACAACGGGCUGGUCGUUCAGAAGGCGUUGUAGAGUUCGUAGCUUCUGGAAGUAGGAUGAGAAUAUAUAUUCCGAGAGAUACAUGUCUUGUCACAUUUCUUUUGUCUGGAAUCAAUUGUCCGAGGAGUGCACGUAUAGGACCAAACGGCAAGUUAAUUGGUGAGUCCGAGCCUUUUGCAGAGGAGGCACUGAAAUUUACGCGAUCGAAAGUUCUACAGCGUGAAGUUGAGGUUGAAGUUGAGGGCACAGAUAAAUCGGGGAGUUUUAUUGGGUAUAUGUUCAUUCAAACCGAGAAAGGAGCAUUAAAUCUAAGCGUGGAAUUAGUUGAAAAUGGGCUUGCAUCAGUGCACUUUACUGCAGAAAAGGGGAAUUACUACAGUCAGUUGUGUGCGGCGGAAAAGCGUGCGAAACAGGGUAAAUUAGGCAUGUGGGCAGAUUAUGUUGAGGAAGAUGUUACAGCUCAGGCAGAAGCCGCAGCCGCUGCUGAUAAAACUGAAAGGGUGGUUAAUUACAUUGAAGUAGUUGUUACAGAUGUUCAAAAGAAUCUAAUAUUUGCUGCUCAAAAUGUUGCAGAUGGCUCUAAGUUGGAGCUUAUGAUGAAAGAAUUAAGAGAAGAACUUGCAAGGAAUCCUCCGGUAAUUGGUGCUUAUACACCUCGACGAGGAGAACUUUGUGCUGCUCGAUUUUCCGCAGAUAAGCAGUGGUACCGUGCGCGCAUUGAAGGUGUACGUGGGAAAAGUGUGGAAAUUCUUUAUGUCGAUUUUGGCAAUCGUGAAACUGUUGAGCCUUCUUCCCUCUGCACUCUCCCUGCAGGAUUUGCCGCUCAUCCAGCAGGCGCUCGAGAAUAUAAACUGGCACUUGUGACGCUUCCAAAAGAUGAAGACUACGCCGAAAGGUCUAAUGCUGCAUUUGAAAGGUUGAUGUAUAGUGCUCAACAUUUUCUUCUCAAUAUCGAAGAUCGCAGUGGAGGUGUAACGAGUGUUCAAGCCAUGAUAAAGAAUUCAGAUGGAACUAUGACUGAUGCCGCUAAAACUUUGGCAGCUGAGGGCUAUGUAAUUGUUGAGAAGCGAAGGGAGAAACGGUUUGCAUCAUUGAUUGCUGAAUAUCUGGAAGCAGAACAGAAAGCUCGUAGGCAGCACAUCAAUAUUUGGGAAUAUGGUGACUGCACUGGUGAAGAGCUGUAA